CUGUCCCGUAGCGGGUCCCAGUUACAUCGCGGAAACCGCUGCCGAGACUCGCGGCUCUGCUCUCUUAUCCCCGAUCUCCGCCUGUCUCCGAGGUGCAUCGCUCGCUCUCCUCCGCGAGUCGCCGCGAGUCGCCGCGAGUCGCCGCUCGACCGUGGCAUCGUCGCCUUCGCGCACGCAUCGCUCCCGCGAGUCUCGCACGCCCACAGGUCGGCUAUCGGGAGCAGGCGGCCGACGCGCAGCCUCGCGAUCGACGACGGCUCGAGCUGACGCGCUGAAAUUUAUUUGCGUCGACGUCGCCAGUCCGCGGCUCGAUUACCCGAGCCAGUUCGUUCCUCGCGCCCGACUCGAUCGACGAGGCGCGUUAUCGCGCACCGCGGCCACUGCAUUCGAGGUCAGGUCUAACGCUCGGUUCUUUUCAGUUUGCAGCCAAUUCGGACGGCGAUCGCGCCGAUCUGCGAGCUCGCCCGCAAGCUAUAGCGCACUAAUCACGCAGGGGUGGAGGAGGAGGUGGUGGUGGUGGAGCUCGACACUGCGCCGUUCGCAAAGGAAGCGACCAUCGCCGAGACGCGGCUCAGACCACAAGUCGAGGCUCGAGCUUGCUUCCGUAUUUUCUCCUAUCAAGACUAUAAUGGACCUUCGAGAUUAGUUACUUCGGAGCACAAGGAUAGACGAGAGAAGCUGCCAGCGGCAAUCCAAAUAUCAAUUUCCCUCGGCAGGCACAUUAAAAAUUACCUCCGAAAAUGAACAACAGUGCCUUACACAUCAACAACAUGGCGAAUGAAUCCAGUACUUCAUUAUUAAAGUUUUAUAAUCGUAUUUUUUGGGAUCUUUCAGAUCCUCGAACAAGGAAUUGGUUCCUAUUGUCAUCACCAUUGCCUGGCUUGGCUAUAUUAACCACAUACUUAUACUUUGUGUUAUCAUGGGGUCCGCGUUACAUGGAGCAACGCAAGCCUUUUGUACUAAAGAAAACUCUAGUCAUCUACAAUUUCUUCCAGGUGUUACUUAGUUUUUGGCUUUUUUACGAAGGUCUCGAUGGUGCAUGGCUUCGACACUAUAGUUGGAAGUGCGAACCUGUUGAUUUCUCUAAUUCGCCACACGCGAUGAGGGUGGCAAGAGGAGUUUACAUUUAUUUCUUAGCAAAGUUGACGGAGCUUUUAGAUACGGUAUUUUUUGUACUUCGUAAGAAGGACAAUCAAAUAACUUUUCUGCAUAUGUAUCAUCAUACUGUGAUGCCAAUGAUCUCUUGGGGUGCGGCAAAAUAUUAUCCCGGUGGCCAUGGAACAUUCAUCGGUGUGAUCAACAGCUUCGUUCAUAUAAUAAUGUACACGUAUUAUAUGCUUGCUGCUGUUGGACCGCAGUUACAAAAAUAUCUCUGGUGGAAAAAAUACAUUACAACGCUACAAAUGGGCCAGUUUUGCUUAGCGUUCCUGCACAGCUUCCAGUUAUUAAUUUACGACUGCGACUAUCCAACCUGGUCACUCGUCUUUAUCUUGCCCAACGCCAUAUUCUUUUACCUACUGUUCUCCGAAUUCUACAACAAAGCUUACAAAGAUGAGCAAGUAGCUGCCAAGAAAAAGAAAGACGAUGAAGAAGACGAUUCUCGAUUAAAAAUGUCUAAUGGCUUAACGUUGAACAGUAGUAAUUUUAAUGGACAGUCAGUGAGUAAUUUCAAACGUGUGAUGCAGAACGGAACCUCAAAAGAAUUGUUAAAGACUGUGUCCAAUGAAAAAUUGAAAUCGAUUUGAAAACUUGAUAAUUUCGUAUUUAAGUAAGUGAUAAUAUGUACAGAAAUAUCAUGCUGAAGUACGAAUUGUCAACUAAACAUGUAUCUACAAUGUGUACCAAAAAUGCUGCAACUUUGCAAAUUACCAAAUCAUCGUGCAUUCGAAACAUGUUUUCAAUUUGUGGUGAUAAUGAAGUUCAAUUAUUUUGUUCAAUAGUUACGAACUAUAUUUUCCAAAUCUGACUGAUUACAGUCACUUUUUCAACGACAAGAUUUCAAACUUGUGCCCUUACAAUCAGUACGUUUAUUUUCUGCAAUAGUUCUAGUAAUUAGAGAAUGAACGAUUUAAUGUAUUAAUGUUUAUAUGAAAUAAAACGAAAUAUUUUUACUCGUUAAGGAUUUGUUAAUCCUAGUAACCGUCGUUGAGGGUCGGCCCAAGGAAUAAUUCAUUAAUGACUAGUAUUUUCAUUUCAAAACAACAACGUUAUGCUGGCAUUGUUUGCUAGUCUGUUCAUAUUUCCGCAAUAUAAUGAAGUAAUUUGACAAAAACAAUUGGUUUGACAAUCAUGCCAAUGUUUACUUAAAAAUUUUUCAAGAGUGAAAGUUCUAUUGCUUGACCACAAAUAUUGUAACAUCUUUUCUUGUAACGUCGUGCAGAGAGACGUACAGAAUCCCCCUUAAUCUGUAGACAUAUUUUAAGUUUAGAGCCACAUAUUAAUUAAAAAAGAAAUAUUUUUAUUUUAUGAUAGACAUAGAUUGAUGUGAUAAUGUAAAUAUUUUGAAACAUUUAACUAUCUGUAAGACAUAUAACGGCUUAGGGAACACAAACGAGUUUUUUGAGACAACUCUCUAACUGUAAAAUUAAUUACACUAUUCAGGAUUGAUUCAUUAAUAAUAAUGUAUCAAACGGAUAGAAUAUAAUUUAUCUGGUUAAGAUAAAUUGACGUUUUGAGUUGCAAAAUAAGCAUUAUUCAUUUAUGUAUAAAUAGGUGUUGACUUUUAUCAAGUAAAUGGUUUUGUCAAUAGAAAUCAUUAUUUAUCAAUUACUACUCAAAAUUUUAAACGUAACAAGUUGAUAUUUGGUUUGUAUUUUAAAAUUAUAUAUGUAUACGCACGACAUGUGAUAGAUAUCAUGAAUUUAUGAAUUUUAUUUACUGUUACUAGAUGAGAAAUAUCUAAAUAAAUAUUAUAAACUUGGGAAAUGGAUACCUUCUUUUCGACUUGCAUUGAAUUAAAUUUUUAAAUUUAAUAACUUUAGAGUGUUUAAUAAACAAAGGGUACUGAACCUGAUACUAAAUUUAGCGUGUUUUAUGGAAACAUCAAUUUAUUUACAAAUUGAAAUAUCUACAUACAGAGAAACUAAUAUGUUUUAGUUUUUAUCUUAUCAAAAGAUAACAAUCAAUACAAAGACUUUUG
Phymastichus coffea is the source of this 3139-nucleotide messenger RNA. It is a transcript of the gene sit, whose product is annotated as elongation of very long chain fatty acids protein 7-like. Gene Ontology annotation, biological process: very long-chain fatty acid biosynthetic process; fatty acid elongation, polyunsaturated fatty acid; sphingolipid biosynthetic process. The transcript has 6 exons. The coding region runs from base 741 to 1745 and encodes 334 amino acids. NCBI's taxonomy places the organism in Eukaryota, Metazoa, Arthropoda, Insecta, Hymenoptera, Eulophidae. Gene Ontology annotation, cellular component: endoplasmic reticulum membrane. The record is from RefSeq and is a predicted model, not a curated record. Gene Ontology annotation, molecular function: fatty acid elongase activity.